Messenger RNA from Manduca sexta (tobacco hornworm), 6052 nucleotides. Its product is annotated as eukaryotic translation initiation factor 4E transporter. The coding region runs from base 398 to 3625 and encodes 1075 amino acids. Gene Ontology annotation, molecular function: mRNA binding. The transcript has 24 exons. Gene Ontology annotation, biological process: negative regulation of translation. NCBI's taxonomy places the organism in Eukaryota, Metazoa, Arthropoda, Insecta, Lepidoptera, Sphingidae. Gene Ontology annotation, cellular component: cytoplasm; nucleus. The record is from RefSeq and is a predicted model, not a curated record.
CAUUCAAUACGUAACGGUCACUUUGUUCCGCCAGUGUUUGAGAUAGAGCCGUGCGCUGCGCGUCAUUCGCGAACGAUUUUGGUGAAAACUGCAGUUUUCCCAUAUUUCUUAUAAAUCUCCUAUUAUCUUAUCGCGAUUAAUCACUACGUAGUUCCCGACGCGUACUUACGUCACCUUACGUAGUCCACGCGUGUGGCGUCGAUCGAGUCUCUCUGAUACCCCUUGUAGUUAUAAGUUUUAUUUAGUUUUUAUUUUAACCAGUUUUUAUUUUUAUAUACAUAUUUAUUGUUAUUAGUUAGGUAAGUUAUUUGUUAGGUUAUAAGGUUUAAUCCGCACGCCGCCAUUUUGUCGUGACCGCGUCGUCCGCGUCAUCCCUUAUUUUUCCCGCGUAUUCGUGAUGGUCAUCAGCAAGGACCCGCCGCCAGUAGGCGAGGUAUUGAAGAAGAGCCGUCGCAGGAGGCGCAGAGCUGGCAAGAGAGUGGCAAGAAGUCGUGCGAGUAAGAAGUCAGCGACGGUUGCGGUGGCGGCGGCCCUGACGUCACCAGAAAAGAUCAGCUCGCCAGUCAAAUGUGCGGUUCACGCGUUUUUAUUACGCUACCAGAGUGCAUUAAGAAAAGUACCUUCUCAUCUACCGCCGAAGGUACACGCCGGGCCUCCAACAAAACGGGUCAAGCGAGUAUCGUGGUGCCACGAGGAGAACGGCGUGUCCGGCGGGACGGGCGGCGGCGGUGGCGACCCAGCGGUGCUGGCGGUGGGGCCGGCGCGGCGGCCGCUCACCUACACCCGCGAGGAGCUGCUGCGCCUGCGCAAUUCGCCGCUCGUCAAACGCAAUCUGGAAAACGCCUUCGCGGGCUGCGAGGCUCUUGCGCUUGUUUUGAAGAGACGUUCCGAUUCGCCGAAUGAAGAAGACCGAGGUGCCAAGGGUGACGCGCCCAAUGAGAACCAUAAGGGCGUGUUCGGUCGCGAGCGCGAGCGUCGGUCGGCGGACCCGCGCGAGCGCGUGCGCAAGGAGAGCGAGCCGAGCGGCGGCGGCAUCGUGCUGUCGCCGCAGCGCCGCUCCUUCACGUCGGGCUGCGGGGCGCCCUCCGCCGCGCCGCACGCGCCGCCGCACGUGGCUCGCACGCGCCCCGAGUCGCCGCUGCCCAUCGCCGCCGCGCAGCAGCCGCUCACCAACAAGACUGAACAAGGCGGUCGUCGCAUCGGCUCGGGCCGCAUCCUGGUGCGCGACGUGUCGGGCACGUGGGACGACUGCGACUACCGCAGCGAGCACCGCGCCGAACACCGCGCCGAGCACCGACCCGAACACCGACCCGAACACCGCGCCGAGCCCUACCGCCCGCCGCGCGAGCGAGACCAUCGCGCUAAUGGCGACAGAUUCGAGCGGCGUUCGUUCAGCCGUGACACUUUCUCUUCCGACAUGAAGAGGGAGCGAGACGACCGGUUCAACAACGACAAGCCGCGAGACAGGGAGGACAAUCGUCGCUCCGGUGGUCGCUACUCUAAUCGUCGAUACGAUAAAGACGAGGAACCAGAGUGGUUCAGCGGAGGUCCGACAUCUCAACUGGAAACGAUCGAGUUGCGUGGCUUCGACGAUCCGCCCAAGAAGAACGGGACCACUAACAACAACAAGGAUGGCGAUAAGUGGAACAGUAGUGGGACGCGGUCCCCGCUGGAGCGCUGGCGCGAGACCUCCUCGCCGGUGCAACAACCCGCUGAAACCGCUGACACUAGCAACGACAAGGACUCUGGCGUCGAUUCGAAGACUGAGGAAGCUCAGUCGAACAACGAGCAGCCGGAGUUCAACCUUGACGAAUUCCUCAAGUUUGACACAAUACCUGACGUACUUACUAAUGGUAGUGGCGAGACCGAAGGUGGAAGCCGGUUCAGCCGAUGGUUCCGUCGCGAGAGUCCUACCAAUGAGGCGCGUCACUACGAGAGGCUUCUGCACAACAUGGUGGACGAGCUGGACAGCUCGCCGCGCGCGGAGUCGGCGGCGGGCGUGGCGGGUGCGGGCGGCGCGGCGGGCGCGGCGGGGGAGGCGGCGCACGUGUUCGCGCCCAUCGCGCCCGCCGCGCCGCCGCGCGCGCACCCGCCCUCGCUGCUCGACCUGCUGCUGCGCGCCAACGAGCCCCGGCCCGAUUCUGGCGCGGCAGUGGGUGGCAGGAUGCAUAGCCUGGAGGAGCUGGAGGCGCGUCUGCGUCCGCAGCCACAGCACCAUCACCACGACCAUGAUCUCACAGCUUUCAAACGACUCCUGGCGCAGGUGUCGGGCGGGCACGCGGUGGCGGCGGCGGGCGAGCCGGCCGCGCGCGCGCCUCCCGCGCACCACCACCAGCACCAGCAGCCCAUGAGUCUGCUGCAGAUGUUGAACAAAAGCGUGGAGCAGCAACAGAAAGCCCAACAGCAACAACAGCAGCAACAGCAACAACAACAACCGCACAUUCCGCAGGAGCUCCUAUACAAGCUUCUACAAGUGCAACAGCGACAGCAGCAGGCGGGCGACAUGUCGGGCCACGUGGGUGGAGUGAUGCCGCCCGCGCCCGACCGCGAGCUGCUGCAGCGGCCCGAGGCGCAGGCCAUCGUGCAAGGUUUGAAAGCUGGCGAGAUCACCGUCCAGCAUUUAAUGCAGCAGCUCGGCAACCCGGGCCUGCAAAGUCGACACCGCGAGGUGCUGCUUACCAUACUACGUCUGCAUCAGCAGCAGAGACAGAUGGGCGGUUCCCCUCUACCCUCGGGCGUGGGUGUGGGCGGUUCUGGCCACCUCGUGGUGCCACCGCACCACCAGCCGCUUAGACUGUCGCCACUGCCCCAUCAAGGCGUGCCGGCGCGCAUCCCUUCGCCGCGUGAGCUGGCUGCGCACACGCAGUCCAUCAUGCAGGGCGCGCUCAUCAAGAAGAAGCUGGAGGAGCAGCGUGAGAACUACCGCCGCCGCCACGAGAUGCAACACGCUUCGCCGCACGCGCAACACGCGCAACACGCACAGCACCACCAGCCCAAGCAGCCCACGCCGAUCUCAUUCACGCCCACCUCGGUGCUCCGUAAGAUGACAGCGGAGAAGGAGUCCGACGCGCCGAGCCCCAAGCAGCAGCAGUGGGCGCAGCCGACCAAGCUGCCGCAGGGACGUGCGAUUGUCAAGGGCAACCAGAGCGGUGCUGCCCCACCAAUGGGAUACAGUGGCCCCACUCCAGCCGACUACCAGCAGCAUUACCUCAACCAACAGCAGAUGGUAGGCGGUGUGCGCUCGUACUCUCAACCGCAACAGAGGCAGCAAGUAUCUAACUCGUUCAACAACAUGAAUAACAUGGCUCGCGGCAUGGCAGGCGGAUCCGCACUGCACCAGCUGCUUGUGCAGUCGCACCAGAGGAGUCUCAAUGAGAUAAGCGGUGGCGGGUCGGUGUCAAUGGGCGGCAUGAGCGGCAUGGGCGGCAUGGGCGCGGCGGGCGGCGACAACCAGCUCGCGCGCUGGUUCUCCCCCGAGCUGCUCGCGCGCGCACAUGCCGGCAAGCUGCCCUCCGUGCAUAUGCCCAACGCGCUCUCGCUCGAGGACCUCGAGCGGCACCACCACUCGCCCGCGCCCACCGCGCAUGCGUCCCACGCGCCACACGCGCCGCCGCUGCGCAACUAAACACCACCACCUCCACCACGCGUCUACCGGACCACCGGCGUGCGUGCCACGCGCCGGACCCGACUCAAAUCAUCGCAACGGGGAUUGUAAAUUCUUUAGAUGCUGUUGGAUAUUCGACACGACAACCCCGUUGCGUAUUGACAUUUAGGCCCUGUUGUGAGUGAUGUUAAAGACUUAUGAACACUUGAGGCCGCAUUGUAAAAUUUACUUUCGUAGAGGCGCUCUCGUUUAACAGCCUCUAUUGUAAGGUAGUGAAACCCUACGAGUGCAUUGUUGAGCGUGUCAGGUCUGUACGACACGCUUAGUGCGCAUGUGAGAAGACUAAACAAUGGAAUUAACUAACAAUCUAGAUUUGACAUGUGUGUUACCUGAUGAUUAAUCUUGCAUUUUGUUUGGAGACAUAUCUCGUGGAACAUGUCUUGCUUCGAUCAAAAAAUAAUCGCAAAUUACUAUCUGAUUGUUUAAUAAGAUUUUUUAAAUCAUUCCCAGUUAAUGUUUGUAUCUCAAGUAUUAAUUAUAAAUAAAAAAAUAAAUAUAAAAUGAGAAUCGCCGCGUGCCAGGACUCUUUAGUCAUACUUGAUUAUUUAAGAUCUGUCACCAUGCCGACAUAAAACUCUAACAACGUAUAUCAAAAUGAACUUGAGAUUGUAUGACGUAACAGUUGAUUUAUGUUAAUUUAAUAUCUGAGCAAGGUUAUCAAGGCCUUAAUUGGUCAUUGCAAUCAGUAUUUCAGAUUUUGUUUAUACCUCAUGUUAUCUUUUCUCUUGUUUACAGUGUUUAAGGCUUAUUAAAAUUAAUUAUAAAUGUGAUCAACUUUCAUAUACACUUCAAAUCAAAUAAAGUAUGCUAAUAAACUUUAGUAAACAUGUGCGAACAAAAAAAAAGUUUGGAACAAAAACAGCAAACAAAAUUAUGCUAAGUAAUGUAAAUGCAAACUGCUAACUGUUAGUUAAAAUAUAAACAUAAUUAGUAAUAAUAUACAAAUGUUUGUUCCAAACACAAAUCGAUUGCCAAACCAGUGAUUUGAUCGUAGCAUUUCAUGGCGGGAUGAGUCCACCAAUAUUGACACCACCUGCUUGAAACCUGUGUUCGGUACCAGUAAGCAACAAAUCGAAAAUGUAACGGAACAAUUGAGUUUGGAUGUCAAUAGUGUAAGGUUCUAACUGUACGAGUAAAGACUCCUUCCCGAAUGCACCGAUGUAAAUACACGCCACCUGAUAGGUUGCAGCUGAUGUAGGCUACGAGGAAAAUUUUUGAUGUAUUCAUUUUUAGCGCGAUAAUGUGGGUAGUUUUGAAUUUCGAACGGUGUAGAUGUAUGAAUUAAUUGGAAGAGCCCUGUGUCAGCUCCCUCGGUGCUAACUCGUUGCACGCGCGAUUAUGUCACAAAAAUUUCUCCAUUGUCAUUUCGGAAUUUUUGUGUAUAUAGACGAAUUAUCGCGUUUACAACAUUGUUAGCACUAUUGUAAUUAUAUUAACAAAUCCAAGUCCUGUUUGUACCGUGGACUGGAUCGAUGCAUGGAGGGAGGGUCUGAACAGAGAUUGACUCCCGUCCACGUCAGUAUGGCGCGUGGCGGCGAGUGGCUGCGGAUGUGACGAGAGGAAUAAAUCUAUAUGUAUAUGUAUAUCUACGGUUGUGUUUGUAAGCAUUUUGUUACUAAGUCAUUUUCGAGAGGAGAAAGAUUUUUCGUUGAAAGAAAAUAAAAAAAAGGAUAUUUGUCAUUGUACAUGUCUAUACACUUAUUAAGAGAUAGGAAGCGAUAGACAUAGCGUGACCUUUUUAGUUCGACGGUGUCGCGAUGUUUUUUCUUUGUAACGCGGAAUUUGCACAAGUGUGUCCACAUUCAGACAUUUGUGUUGUGAAAUUCCCCGGAUAUAUAUAUUUUUUAUAGAUUUUACGAUUCGCUCCCCUGUACGAACUUUUAUCGAGAUACGGUUUGUGUUAAAUGAAAUUGAGACCUGAGCUUGUCAAUUACUUUCUAGCACCAUUGGCGGACAAUAGCGUAGGUUUGUUACCGUCCAUCUUGCUAUCAAAUACCUCUGGGCUCAAAACAAACAAGCAAUAAAUGUAUACUGUAUUACUUCUAUGCGUUUAUUUGGAGGUUUAUGAAGGAUCCCCCGCCUGUGAUGUGCGCGACUCCCGUUCCCGCACAUUGGCAUGUUGGCGGCGGACGCCUUAGUAAUAGCGCAGGUUUCAAAUAUUUUUAUGUGGUUUUGAAAGUAAUACUCUAAUCAUGAACUAGUUUUUGUUGCGACGGAUGAGACGAAACGGCGCAUCAGAUGUGUCGCAUUGAUUUGGUUAUUGCGUAGUGGAUGAAUAGUGGCGAAAUUUCAGUUUUCGGGGUUUGUAAGCGCGUACGCGCGCCUCAACAUUCAAAAUGUCUCCUGUAAGCUUUAAAUUAUUAAUUAAAGAAAAUUUGAAAGUUGCAA